This is a messenger RNA of Hibiscus syriacus, 387 nucleotides long. Its product is annotated as Golgi SNAP receptor complex member 1-2-like. Lineage: Eukaryota; Viridiplantae; Streptophyta; Magnoliopsida; Malvales; Malvaceae. The coding region runs from base 1 to 384 and encodes 127 amino acids. The record is from RefSeq and is a predicted model, not a curated record. Gene Ontology annotation, cellular component: Golgi medial cisterna; Golgi membrane; SNARE complex. Gene Ontology annotation, molecular function: SNAP receptor activity. The transcript has 5 exons. Gene Ontology annotation, biological process: endoplasmic reticulum to Golgi vesicle-mediated transport; vesicle fusion.
AUGGCACCUUGCCCUUUUAAGAGCUUUAGCAGAGAACAUGCAGAGCUUCUGAGUUCGGUCAGAGAUGAUAUUAAUGAGUAUAAGACAUCAGGGAGUAUGUCACCAAGAAUGCAAUUACUGAGAGAAAGAGCUGCCAUCCACGGAAGCAUUACUCAUAUAGAUGAUGUGAUUAAUCAAGCUCAAACGACAAGAGCAGUGUUGGGCUCUCAAAGAGCUUUGUUUGGAGAUGUUCAAGGGAAAGUUAAAGUUCUAGGUGACAAGUUCCCUGUUAUCCGUGGUUCGCUCGGUUCCAUCAGAAGGAGGCGUUCGAGGGACACUCUUAUUCUGUCAGCAGUAAUAGCUGCGUGUACGUUGUUCCUUAUCAUCUAUUGGCUAUCAAAGUAGUAG